AUCAAGGAACAAAAGGUGGCUGUGGAUGAGCUGUCCAAUUUGAAGAAGGAUAGGAAAGUGUACGUCCAGCAGAGGAAUAGCAACAUAUUGUUCCUGGCAGACAGAGGACAGACUUUGAGUUCAUGCAAGAAGAAACUGGACAUCCUAACGAAAGAGUUACAGGACAUUUGAAGUUGACAAAUCCUGCAAUCAUGUGUGGCAUAUUUUGUCUUGUGAGUCCAGCGUCUUCUCCUUUCACAUGGGACAAUGGAGUCUAUGAACAUUUAAAAAGAAGAGGCCCCGAUUUCAGCGGGGAUUUAAUAGUGUCAUGCUCCGAUCCUACUUAUCGGUGCUUGUUCUCGGCCCACAUUCUCCACAUGAGAGGUCUUCUCACCCCACAGCCAUUCCAGGAUCCUGCCGGAAACAUUCUGCUCUGGAAUGGGGAGGUUUUCGGUGGUUUAGAAGUCCUCCCAGCCGAGAACGACACCAGAGUUGUCCUGAGGUAUUUGUCUUCUUGCAGCGACCCUUCUGAAAUUUUGUCUGUGCUUUCCGCCAUUAGAGGGCCCUGGGGGUUUGUGUACUAUCAAAAGAGCAAAGACUGCCUCUGGUUUGGGAGAGAUUACUUUGGGAGAAGGAGUUUGCUGUGGAAGUAUGACCAAAAACUGAAGGCCUUGACACUCAGCUCUGUGGGAGGCAGCCCUUGUGCACCUGGUCAGUGCAGAAUGUGUAAUAGUCAGUCCACUCCUUAUGAACCUGGCCCUUGUGGACAUAAUCAGUCUGACACUUCUGAACCUGCUCAAUCCAGCCCGUGUGUAUUUGGUCAGUCCGACUCUUGUCAAUCAGGGCAGUCAGGCACUAUUGGAUCUGGUCAGUCCAACGUUUAUGGACCUGGUCCAUGUGCAUGGCAAGAGGUUCCAGCAGUCGGUGUGUACAGAGUCGACCUGAAGUCACUUGUAGAAUCUGGAUCGCCGACAAUAGAACUUUAUAACUGGUCUCAGAGUGGAGAUGAUCUGGUCCCCCCCUGCCCAGAGAAUACCCAGCAUCACGGCCUGGGCAGCUGCAUUGUACUGAAGAACCCCCUAAACCUGCUCAGAUCACCCAUUUGUCCUCUGAAUAGAACACCGAACGAGAACCACGCAAGUCCACACUUCAGCGUGGAGGAUCUGGAAGGGCUUCUCGACAAAAUCAAAAUGAAUAAAACAGUUAAAGGUCUGAUCGAUGUCCUCAGUGAGGCUGUCAGGAAACGCGUCCAGUCUUUGCCCGACGAUCCACAGGCUAGCAAUCAUUCCAGCAUUGCCAUCCUUUUCUCAGGCGGCAUCGACUCUAUGAUUCUGGCCGUCUUGGCUCACCAUCAUGUACCCAAUUGUCAGCCGAUAGACCUUAUCAACGUGGCUUUUCAAAACCAGGAGGCUCAGAAAGAGUCGGCCAAGAGACAAAAAUCCCGUCAGAGUAAGUCUGAAACCCAAGCAUGCAAACCAUUCGAUGUCCCAGACAGGAUCACUGGUAGGUCUGGUGUUAAGGAACUCCAAGUCUUAGCUCCAGAAAGGCGAUGGAACUUUGUGGAAGUGGAUGUAACACGCGAGGAGUUGCAAAAAAUGCGGCGCAAGCGCAUCAACCACUUGGUGCAUCCACUGGACACCGUACUGGAUGACAGCUUAGGGUGCGCAGUGUGGUUCGCAGCCAAAGGGGAGGGGUUCUUGACCCGGGACCAUGACCGGACCAGCGUAACGUCUUCGGCCAAGGUCAUUCUGACAGGAAUUGGAGCUGAUGAGCAGCUAGCAGGGUACGCGAGACACAGAGUGAGGUUCCAGAUGUCCGGAUAUGAGGGACUGGUCAAGGAAAUAGCCAUGGAACUGGGCAGGAUCUCCUCCAGGAACUUGGGCAGAGACGACAGAGUGAUCGCAGACCACGGGAAAGAGGCCAGGUUCCCGUACUUGGACGAGAGUGUGGUGAGCUACUUGAACUCUCUGCCCAUGCGGGACAAGGCCGACCUGUCGCUUCCGCGGGGUGCCGGCGAGAAACUGCUGCUGAGGCUGGCCGCCCGUCAGCUUGGCCUCGGAGCGUCCGCCGUCCUGCCCAAGAGGGCUAUGCAGUUCGGGUCACGCAUCGCCAAGAUGGAGAACGGCCACGAGAAGGCGUCGGACCGGUGUGCCAGGCUCCUCGCAGAGUAGAAGGAGUCCCCGUUUUUAAAACUUUCAUGAUGUCUGUUGAUCUAGUUAUCAAUAAAAUAUGUGCCUCCUCUA
Molecule: messenger RNA, 2222 nt
Organism: Phyllopteryx taeniolatus (common seadragon)
Lineage: Eukaryota; Metazoa; Chordata; Actinopteri; Syngnathiformes; Syngnathidae
Gene: asnsd1
Product: asparagine synthetase domain containing 1
Exons: 5
Coding region: 123-2150 (675 amino acids)
Molecular function (GO): asparagine synthase (glutamine-hydrolyzing) activity
Source: RefSeq, a predicted model, not a curated record